AUGUUCGGUUACGAUGGCUUUACCAAUUACAGGUUGGGUGACCCUUCCAAUGGGCGUCUAUAUAUAUCCAAAGACGUCAUUUUCCAGGAGGAUCUUCACCUUAUGGAUCCGUCGGCCCCAGCCACUGGGCACCCGAAGACCCUACCCACGGCGGCCCGUCAGGCGGCUGCAGCGAUUCCUUCGCCGAUUCCUUCGCCGACUCCUGGCCCGAUUCCUUCAGUUAAUGACCUAUUCAUCGAUGAAGAAGUCCAACCCCUCCGUCCGCUAUUCCUAGUUCCCACCAAUAAUUGGUGGAUAGACUAUGAAAUAUCAGCGAGAAUACCGACCUUUUUGGUGCAGAAUACACCGAUUUCCCCUAGCCCUCCUAUUGAGAUUGAGGAUACCCCGACAAUUACAGGGAAUAACGAUUCAGUGGGGGAAUCUUCAGUGGGGGACGGUUCCGAUGAUCUGCCUUCCGAUCCCGAGAUAUAUGGGUUGCCGAUUCCGAAGAAUCUCACGCGCGCUAAGGCUUCCCCUGAGUGGAAGUUCUACUAUAAGGCCUGCGUUAAAGAGGUUAAUCGCUUAAAGCAAAUUGGGGCCUGGCGAUUAAUUGAAAGAACCCCUAAUAUGGCGGUCCUUCGGGGCCAAUGGGUGUUCGACAAAAAGUUCAAUAAUAUGGGCAAAGUAGUCCGCUAUAAGGCCCGCUGGGUGGUCUGCGGCAAUUAUCAACAAAAGGGUGUCAACUAUUCGAAGACCUUUGCACCCGUCGUUUCCGCCUCCACGUCCCGAGCUCUCAUGGAAAUCUCGGCAUCCCGAGGGUGGCACGUUCUGCAAAUCGAUAUGGUAACCGCGUUCUUGAACGCCCAACUGCCGGCCGACGAACGGAUAUAUAUGAGCCAGCCUACGGGCUUCCGUGAAGGUCGUGGCGAUCUUGUUUGCGAAUUAAUGCAGGGACUCUACGGUCUUAAGCAAGCAGCGCUUUUAUGGUAUGAGGAACUGCGAAAAAUGCUAUUGCAGUCAGGCUUCCGUGUCAGUCCUUACGAUGCUGGACUGUUCAUUCAUGACGCGAGAAAGGUCUAUAUGACUGUAUACGUGGAUGACGUACGCCUAUACGGCCCGAAGAUCGAAGAUCUCAACUGGGCCAAGGCCGCAAUCGCCGCUAAUUACGAAAUCAAGGAUGUGGGCGAUUCGAACCGAUAUUUGGGCAUGAAGAUUGAGCGGGAUUCGACCUCCCUUACGUUGUCCCAACCCCUAUUUAUUACGAAUCUUCUGGAGGAAUUCGCUAUGGAUGACUGCCACCCUACGUCUACUCCCAUAGAGGAGAACGUUGAUUUCAUGAAUGACAAUGAGGAACCGGUCGCUUAUACGGCGGAAUUUACCCUACGCUCCUAUCAGUCAGGCAUUGGAUCCCUGCAAUACCUUGCGACCAAUACACGUCCUGACGUUAGCUUUGCAGCAGGCUUUCUAGGCCGAUUCAGCGCCCGCCCUACCUCGAAGAAUUGGGCCGCUUUCAAACGUACGCUCCGCUACUUGCAGGGCACGAUUAAUGCGGCUAUUUUAACCUACUACAAAGACGCCGAUAUCGAACCCGUGGCGUACGCCGAUGCCGAUUGGGCCGGUAGGGAUCCGGGAUCCCGCUCAACUACCGGCUACAUCAUAUAUAUGGCGGGGGGCCCCGUCGCCUGGCGAGGCUGCCGGCAGACAGGGGUCUCCAAAUCAUCAACCGAGGCCGAAUAUAUCGCAUCCUCCGAAGCCGCAUAUGAGCUCGUCUGCCUACAGGAGCUCCUAGAAGAUGCCGGUUUCGUGCCGUCCCGCCUCAAUAAUCUGGAUGCCGACGAUCACCCCAACCCACCUCCGGCGAAUGGCCUUGCUUAUACGAUUCAUGCCGAUAACAAGUCUGCCAUCGAGCUAUCCUCUUCCGAAGCGAUUCCGCGCCGAUCGAAGCAUAUAGAGGUCCGAUUCCAUAUCCUUCGGGAUCUCGUCCGCAAGAAUGAGAUAUCGAUCCGGGGGUUACUAUGGUGA
Molecule: messenger RNA, 2001 nt
Organism: Histoplasma mississippiense
Lineage: Eukaryota; Fungi; Ascomycota; Eurotiomycetes; Onygenales; Ajellomycetaceae
Exons: 3
Coding region: 1-2001 (666 amino acids)
Source: RefSeq, a predicted model, not a curated record